Molecule: messenger RNA, 744 nt
Organism: Sclerotinia sclerotiorum 1980 UF-70
Lineage: Eukaryota; Fungi; Ascomycota; Leotiomycetes; Helotiales; Sclerotiniaceae
Exons: 2
Coding region: 1-744 (247 amino acids)
Biological process (GO): protein import into nucleus
Cellular component (GO): cytosol; nucleus
Molecular function (GO): nuclear import signal receptor activity
Source: RefSeq, a predicted model, not a curated record
AUGGAGCAAGCCCCUCCUUCACUUCCUCAACUCUUCGGCAUAAUACCCACCGGACAACCUCCAAUCAUAACCCCCACGUCCGCUCCCUCCCCAACAUCCUUCGUCUUCACCCUCCCCGCGCGCUCCUACAACCACAUCUGCGUAUUCCUCCUCCCAGGAAUAACACUACCACACUCCACCGCCGCCGCCGUCUACAUCUCACUACCCCCUUCCCUCAAUGCCUCCACACCAGCCUCCACACCACCGUUUAAAUUCCUCGGAGGCAUUGGACCGGGAAAAGAAAGCGCCAUAUUUAAAAUAAACAGCGACACGACCCCUCAAAACAGCAAUCCAAACCCGGCGCCCGAAAUCGACAUGGACGCUGAUUCCAACCCCUCCUCACUAAAUCCCCAAGCCGAAAUAACCCUCGGUAUCUCUCUCGAAAGCGCCGACUCAGUAUCCGCGCAAAUGGCACAACUAUCCUCCUCUUCUGCUUCUCCUUCAUCAAUUAACCCCUCUAACCCCUCUACAUCUUUAAUCCUCUCCCGACCUUCACAAAACCCAAAAACAGACACGUUAGUUCUCGCGCAGCGAAUCAUAAAAAAUGCAUUUAAUUUCCUCGCGAGUUUUAGCGGGAAUGUAAUGGAUGGGGGAAAUGGGAAAGGUGUGGAAGUUGUGCCGUUGAAGGCGUUUGAGGAGUGGUGGAGGAAGUUUGAGGUGAGGGUUAGGAAUGAUCCGGGGUUUUUGGAGAGGGAUGGGGAUUAA